AGGUGUUCCAAUCCCUCCAUAUCAUGUGAUUCAGGUGUUCCAAUCCCCUCCCAAUCAUGUGAUUCAGGUGUUCCAAUCCCCUCCAUAUCGUGUGAUUCAGGUGUUCCAAUCCCCUCCAUAUCAUGUGAUUCGGGUGUUCCAAUCCCCUCCCAAUCAUCAGAUUCAGGUGUUUCAAUCCCCUCCAUAUCAUUUGAUACAGCAUACGCUAUAUUGCCGAAAAGUAUUGCCCCCCCCCCUCCAAAUCAUGUGAUUCAGGUGUUCCAAUCCCCUCCAUGGACACAGGUGUAUACAAUCAAGCCCCUAGGCAUGCAGACGGCUUCUACAAACAUUGGUGAAAGAAUGGGUCGCUCUCAGGAGCUCAGUGACUCCAAGCGUGGUCCCGUGAUAGGUGGUCACCUGGGCAAUAAGUCCAUCCGUGACAUUUCCUGGCUACUAAAUAUUCCACGCUCAACUGUUAGUGGGAUU
Staurois parvus is the source of this 465-nucleotide messenger RNA. Lineage: Eukaryota; Metazoa; Chordata; Amphibia; Anura; Ranidae. The record is from the annotation of a GenBank genome assembly.